Messenger RNA from Humulus lupulus (European hop), 1524 nucleotides. RefSeq lists its product as uncharacterized. NCBI's taxonomy places the organism in Eukaryota, Viridiplantae, Streptophyta, Magnoliopsida, Rosales, Cannabaceae. The record is from RefSeq and is a predicted model, not a curated record. The transcript has a single exon. The coding region runs from base 1 to 1524 and encodes 507 amino acids.
AUGGCAUGUGUGACAACACCCAAGUUUUCAUUACUUCUCAAUGGAUCUUUACAUGGGUUCUUUGCAUCAAAAAGAGGACUUAGACAAGGAGAUCCCAUCUCCCCCUUAUUGUUUGUGCUUGGGUUGGAGUACUUGUCCCGAAUUAUGAGUAAGGUGGGGUCAUUACCUGGGUUCAAGUACCAUAAUAAAUGUUCAAAUCUGAAGUUGAAUCAUUUAUGUUUUGCGGACGACCUUCUUAUCUUUUGCAAUGGGGACUUUGUUUCAAUAAUGCUCAUGUUGAGAGGUUUGAAGCUAUUCUCUUCUUCUUCGGGUUUGUUUCCUAAUGCUGAGAAAACUGCUAUAUACUGUCAUGGAAUCUCUGAUGCUGUUGUAGAGAGAGUGCUGGCGGCUUCUGGUUUCACUCGAAGUUACCUGCCUUUCAGGUACCUUGGGAUACCUAUAUGUUCUAAACGAAUUUCUGCAGCAUAUUGUCAAUGCAUCGUGGAGAAGAUGACUAGUAGAAUUCGUUCAUGGAGUACUCGGAAUCUAUCUUAUAUGGGGCGAGUGACUUUGAUCAAUUCAGUCCUCAUCUCAAUGCAUUCAUAUUGGGCACAAAUAAUGAUUCUACCAAAGCAAUUGAUAAAAGAUGUUGAAGCAAUUUGUAGGGCUUUUCUUUGGAAAGGCAUCUCUGAAUCCCAUUUACCAGGAUUGAUUGCUUGGGAGUAUACUUGCGCAUCAAGGGCGGCUGGUGGAUUGGGCUUUCGGCGAUUACAUGAUUGGAAUUUAGCUGCCAUGGGUAAGUAUGUGUGGGCAAUUGCCAAAAAGAAAGAUAACCUUUUUGUCAAGUGGAUUAAUAGCGUUUAUCUGAUGGACAAGAAUUGGUGGGAUUACAAGUGUCCCUCAGAUUGUAGUUGGUACUGGAAGCGCUUAGUAGCUGUGAAGGACUGCUUUAAAGCUAAAAUCUCUGCUGAUUCAUUCUUAUCACAGAGGUAUCAUAUUCAACUUGGUGUAAAUCUGCUGGUUUCUCCUGAAGUACGAGUACCAUGGAGGAAAUUUGUUUGGGAUAGAUUUAUCACCCCCAAACAUCAUUUUAUCAUGUGGUUAGUCAUGUGGGAAUGGUUGCACACAAAGAAUCGAAUUGCUAGAUAUAAUUCUAAUAUGGAUCUGGUUUGCUUGCUGUGUGGAGCAGAGAAUGAAGACAUAGACCAUCUCUUUUUCAAGUGUACAUACAGCAAGAGGUGUUUAGAAGCUAUCAAAGGCUGGUUGCAUUGGAAUGCUCAGUCCAUCAAUCUCCACAGGCUCCUGCAUUGCAUUUAUCAUGCCAAGCAUGUGUCGAGUACAUAUAAAAGUAUAUUCUUCUCCUGUCUUGCUGCGACAGUGUACCAUCUUUGGAGAGUAAGAAAUGAUGUGCUUUGGAAUCAAAAAUUGUGGCAAGUGCAUCAUACAGUUAGUAGAAUUCAAAGAGAUUGUAAAUUUCGAUUACUUAGUAUAUUUCCUUGUAAAGCUUCUAGGAAAGACAGAGAUUUUUCUACCAGGUUGCUUUGA